AUGAAUCUAUGUUAGCCCCUGUUUUUUAUAAAAGAAACAUAUUUCCAUAUAAACAAAUUAACAUAAAUUAAAUAAUGUAACAAUAGUCAAGCGUCUUUUCUUAAUGUCAGCGCUUUAUUCCUGAAUUAAGUGAACCUAUAAGUUUGUUUGAGUUUACAAAUUAAGAUGUGCAAAAGAAAAUACUUUCAGAAGAAUUAUCAAGUUCUUUUAAUCAGAUUUCAGAUCAUAAACCCAAAAAAAGCCUUGAAAAUGAUAAGAGUAUGAGAUUGUUUUAAUAAUAUAGAUAGUUAAUCCAUACAAAUCAAAUUGGGCUAAUAUUUUGCUAAAUAAACAUUACAAGGUAGAAGUUACAUGUUAAGGAAACAAAUGGGUGAUAAAGAAAGCAACGGAGGAUGAGCCUUCAAAAUCUAUGGUAGGUUUUUUGUCCAGCCUUCCUAAGCCUAUGUAAAAUUAAGGAAAAUUAUUCUCAAAUACAGCCUCAAAAUAAACAAAAAAUAGACUAAAUAAAUUUAUAAUCGAUUAGCAUAGAUAAUGUGCUUUUAGUCCCAAUGAAGCUCGAUACUAAUAAAAUUCAUCACUUCCAAAUUUAAAUACAAAUAAAAAUGAAGGCAAUAAUCAUUAGAACAAUAAUAAUAUCUAUAACACCAAAAAGAACAAUAAGAAUAAUAAUAAUGAUAUUGAUGAAAAAUUUAAACCUAAAAAUAAUAUUGACAAUAUAAUAAAAAUUCGCUUAAAUUCAGAAUCUCCAAAAUAAAUGCCUAUUUUUGAUAUUAAUUUUAUCAAAACCCUUUAGCAAUUCAAACAAUGA
Messenger RNA from Paramecium octaurelia, 808 nucleotides. The record is from the annotation of a GenBank genome assembly. NCBI's taxonomy places the organism in Eukaryota, Ciliophora, Oligohymenophorea, Peniculida, Parameciidae.